Molecule: messenger RNA, 7001 nt
Organism: Anolis carolinensis (green anole)
Lineage: Eukaryota; Metazoa; Chordata; Lepidosauria; Squamata; Anolidae
Gene: plekha5
Product: pleckstrin homology domain containing A5
Exons: 4
Coding region: 449-715 (88 amino acids)
Biological process (GO): positive regulation of transcription by RNA polymerase II; hippo signaling
Cellular component (GO): nucleus; cytoplasm; cytosol
Molecular function (GO): transcription coactivator activity; phosphatidylinositol-4-phosphate binding; phosphatidylinositol-5-phosphate binding
Source: RefSeq, a predicted model, not a curated record
GGCAACGAGGAGGCGGAGCAGGUUUGGAAAAAAGCAGAAGCUGAUUGGUGGUGCUCUAUUUUGGGGGCGGGGCUUCCCCUUUUCUCCCUCCCUAUACAGGUAAAGCUGUUUUGUUUUUUUGUUUUUCCUGUUUGAGAGAGUGCGCGCACGCGCGGUGGGCACGACGACGGAGGCGGCGCGCGCUUCCCCUUUCCCAGUUAAGAGCGUGGGAGGAAAUAAAAGAGGCGGAGCGUAAACAAAACCGUGGGCGCUGAUUGGUCGUCGCCGUAGUUUAGAGGCGAGGCAUGACAUUUGGCCACACCUCUUCUCUUUCCUUUUGGAGGGAGAGGGAGAGAAAGAGCGUGAGUGAGGAACGCGCACGCGCGCUGGGCACGGCGGCGGAGGCGCGCGCCGGGCUCUCCUUCUGUCUCUUCGCGGGCCCGCGCGCGCCGCUUUCCUCGCCUCGGACAUGGCGGCGGCGGCAGCAGCGGCAGCGGCGCCGACGACGGAUCUCAACGCGGACCGGCUGCGCUCGCUGCCGUCCAGCUGGAGCUACGGGGUCAGCCGCGGCGGACGCAUCUUUUUUAUCAACGAGGAAGCGAAGAGCACGACUUGGCUGCACCCGCUGACGGGAGAGGCAGUCAUCACCGGGCACCGACGCAGCCCAGACCUACCUACAGGCUGGGAGGAAGCCUAUACUUUUGAAGGUGCAAGAUACUACAUAAAGUUUUCAUAACCAUUCUACGAGGACAUUGAGAAAACAUGUUAUUCCGUGAAAUUUGUAUCUAAGGAAAACGAUCAGUGAGCAUCAAGAUUUAGUCACCGCCACACAUGGGCUCAUAGAAUUAAUUAUGCAUAUCUUACUUAACUUGAAGAUCUCAUUACCUUUUUAAUGAAAAACAAAGUUCCUUGGAUAUGGAGAAGAAUGUAGUAGGAGUGUCUUAUGCUAAAGUUUCAGUCAGCAACAAGAUUAUCUGGCCUUUCUACUUUUAAUUUGGAGAUAAGAUUAGAACUUCUUUCCAAGAUUGCUUACGACAGAUGCAAUAUGCAGAAGUACCCCUUCCCCUUUUGCUCUAGUAAUAUCAUGAAGUGGGUAUGAUAACUGGAAUCUUAUUCAGGGAAUCUAGAUUCAAAUAUCAUCUUAGCCAUAAGGAAACCUGAUUAACCCCAAACUCCUCUACUGUACAGUGCCAUGCAGAGGUGUUUUCACACACACAGUCUUUCCACAGUUUGAUACAUUACAACCUGAGAUUGAAAGGGAUUUAAUUGACAUUGUAAUCAAUUUAUGUACUUGAGAUAUUCAACACUUUGAAGAUGCAAAAUAUUAUUGUAGCAGAAAAACUAAAGAAGUCCAUGAUACAGUUUUAUGUCUGGAAAAGUUACAUCCGUAAGGCACUGUACGUUUAUAGUCUUUCAUAGGAAUUUUGGUAUGAUAUAACUACUAUAGAGAGAUAAUAUUUAGUUUACUCAUGAGCUUUUUUACGAAGUAAAUCUUAAGGUGGCGUUUAUAUUACUUGGAUUUCCUAAUGACCCUUGCAGUGCCUUACAACUUUACAACUCUACCUUUUUUUUUCUUUUUUUUUUUUACAAAAUACAUAUAUGAAUUGGUUUUGUAUCAGAAGUUCCAAAACUGUCUUAAAUAAUGUUUCACUCUAUAUUGCUAAAAAUGAUAGGGAAAUUGAAUUUAAGACCUUAUCUAUACAGUAUAUAGUGAAGUGAUUUCUUUGCAAAGCCAUACCUGCACUCAUCCAUGUAGUGCUUAACAGUGGAUAUGGCAGGAUAGAUAUGACUUGAAUUUUCUGUGAAGGGAGAGCAGGCAUUUACAUCUACAAUCAUUUGUGUUGUAGAUACUUCCUUCUUAGGAUGCAGCACAUUUUUCAUCUAAGACUUGGUGAAUUCCAAAUUGUGAGAGCAAUUUUCUAACUUUUCAAUUUAAUAUAUGUAUUUUGGGUUAGUAUAACUUUUGACUUAGUAUACAGCCAAGGUAUCCACUGGCAUUUUGGUAGAUGCUUAAGUCGCAUCAGUGGGUUCUUAAACCCACUAUAUAGAAUGGCAUAGUAAAAUGGUGUCCUUUAUAUAAAAUGGCAAAAUCAUUGCCUUUUGGAAUAAAAAUAUAUUUUUUUCAAACCAUGGAUGAUUGAAUCUUUGGAUACAGAGGACUGAGUAUAUGUACAAAUAAAUGUAUUUUUAGUGCAUGGACGAGCAUUUGAACAAAGCCAUAUUGUGUUUUCUCACUUAGUUUUGUUCCUUCUCCUUGUAUCUACAAAUGUUUAUGCUGUCACUCCUCCUAUAUUGUUUUAUGCAUGGUAUGAAUGAAAAACCACAAAGGAUAGCAAAUUGUCCUAGGACACCAAGAAUAUGCUGGCAUAAUAGAUGUAACCAUAUUACCUUUGUUACAGAUUCCUUAAAUAAGGUCUUGUUUGUAACAUGCCUUAAACCAGGGGUCCUCAAACUUUUUAAGUGGAGGGCCGGUUCAUGGUCCCUCAGAUUGUUGAGGGGCCGAAUUAUCAUUUGAAAAAAAAAAAACGGAGCAAAUUCCUAUGCUCACUGCACAUGUCUUAUUUGUAGUGCAAAAACAAAAACAAAAAAAAAAACUCCAACAACCUUAUUUAUUUAUUACAUUUCUACCGCACCCUCUCUCACCCCGAAGGGAACUCAGAGCGGCUUACAAGUUGUAUGUACAUACAUUAUAUUAUAUUAUUAGCAUAGCACAGUAUUAGCAUUAUAUAUUACUACAUUGCACUAUAUCACUAUACCGUAAUAUUAUUAGUAACAUUACAUUUAAUAUAUAAUAUACAAUUAAUAUUAUUAUAUUAUACAAUAUUAUUAUAUUGUAUUAUUAUUAUUAUUAACCGCCCUGAGUCCCCUAUUGGGUGAGAAGGGCGGGGGUAGAAAUACUGUAAUAAAUAAAUAAAUAUUAUAUUGUAAUACAUUAUAAUAUUUAUUAUCAAUAUUAUAUGUAUACACUAUAUUUUUAUUACAAUAUAUUAUAUUAUUACCAUAUCAUUCAUUUACAAUAUUUCCUUUACAAUAUUGGUAAAUGAAAAAACAAUACAAUAUUUAAAAAUAAAAAUAAUUUUAACCAACAUACUGUAAACUUAUCAGGAUUUCAGUGGGAAGUAUGGGUCUGCUUCUGGCCAAUGAGAUAAUCAAGUAGGAUUGUUGUUGUUGUGCCUUCAAGUCAUUUUAGACUUUGGGCAAGCCUAAGUCUAAAACUGAGGGCGGGGGCCAGGUAAAUGGCCUUGCAGGGCCGCAUCUGGCCCCAGGGCCUUAGUUUGGGGACCUCUGCCUUAAACCAUGAAGACAUAAUUAGCCAUUGCACAUAUAAGGAUUAAAACAAAUAAGUUACUCACUUAUAUUAUACUACAAUACAGUUUAAAAAACAACGGGGUAAACAGGCUUUGGCUUCCAAAGUCCUAGGCUUGUUAUUAGCGUCCUGAGACCUACCCAUCCUCUAAUGCCAACUAUAUUACCUUGGUUAUUUCUCAAACUAGGUAACAUAUAGGUACAUCAGUGUAACACGAUUUCUCCUACUCUUCAAACACUAUAACUGAUUAUCUGCUCCAAUUUUCUCUCAUGUAUGUCACAGCCAGUUGCCAUUCUUCCUUAAACUUCUCUGUUUUGUUAUCCUGAUAAAGAUUGUCAAGACUGUCCAUUUCAACUAAGAAUAUUCAUUGCUUUUGAAAACUUUUAUGUAUGGUUUACAUGCUUUCUGAUGUUGCAUUUGCAAAAUAUUUACCCAUGUUUUGCCAACCAUAGGAUACUAACACAAUAUGCUUUAAAACAAUGUUUCUCAGUUAAAAGGAAGGACUGCAAUUGAAGUGUCAGUGCUUUGAUGCAGGCUUCAACCAACUUUCAAGUGAGUCAGACAUACAUUUUAAAAUGCACCUGCUUUCAUAUGUAGUUAGAUCUUUAUUCUACACAAUUUAAGUUCCAGUGAUCACAAGCUUCAGGCAGCUGUUAGUUUUCUAGAUCUUUUCAGAGGUUUCACUAAUCAUGAGAACUGGUUGUACAACCCAUCAGUAUGCUUGUCUACAGAAACCACAGCGCACAUGUUGAAACAAGUUAUCUUGUACUGUAUAUGAAGCCAGCGGUCCUGUGAAUACUUGGUAUAUUUGCAUACCCUUUUGUAUGUUUUCCUAUAACUACAAUUUGAAGCUUACUCUGGUUCACAAUUCAGUACUGCUCAAGUACAACCCAACUUUGGGUCAGAUCCCUAAUCAUUACAUAUGUUAAAUAUCUUUUCUUAUAUUAACAUAGACAGAUUCUAAUACAGUGUUGGGCAAGAUGCGGUGCCAUCACUAAACUAGUUUUUGCAGAUCACAGAAGCCCUUAUGUCCCAUCUAACUGUACAAAAAUGAUGAGAGACAUCUCCAUUCUCUCCCCCCCCUCCAAGAGAACAAUGCCAUUUAACUCUAGGUUGCUGCUGGAUAUUUUACAUCUGUGGGGAACAUUAUGCUUUCUCGCAUUUUUAAAACUUGUAUGAGAAUUUCCAUACAUCCAUAUUUUUUCAAAGUAAGAAAUUACUGCUCGGUUUAUGAGCUGAAGGGAAGCCUCUUCAGGACAAAAUAAAAUGACUUGUUGGAACAAGCAACAUCUCUAGAGAUGUACAGGAACGAUUGGGUAUUUGGAGGAAAAACAUUCAAACCCCUAUAAUUUUGUGGUGGGGCUGUGUAUAUACCUGGACUAAACUUAGCACACAGAUCCCCUAUGAUGCAUUUUACAUCCUGGUGCGGUUUGGAGAAGGAUAGACCGUGGAUGAUGGGAUUUGCAGUACCUUCACCCGUUUCCACAGGUCAUUGCCACCUCCACAAAUGACAGACCUGCACCAAACUUGGGACACAGACCACCCAUGUCACACUUUAUGUCCUGGUGAAGUUUGGGGAAGGAUGGACCAUGGAUGAUGGGAUUUGCAGUACCCCUUCACCCAUUUCCACAGACCACGGUGAACCCCACGAAUGACAGAACUGGACCAAACUUGGGACACAGACCCCCCCCCCACCCCCAAUGAUGCAGUUUAUGUCCUGGUCAGGCUUGGGGGAGGAUGGAUCACAGACAAUGGGAUUUGCAGGGCCAGCUUUGCAUACUGGCAGGCUUUGGGGAUGAUUGACCUUGGAUUCAGGAGUUAUAGUUCACGCGCAUCCAGAGAGCACUGAACUCAGCUGGUGACGGAUCUGGACCAAACUUGCCACACAAACCCAACAUGGCCAACUUUAAAUACUGACAGGGUUUGGAAAUUUUUGGGAAUUGUAAUUCACCCACAUGCUUAUGCAUUCCUAAAAAACAAAAGGAAAGGCUGACGUUUUCCCUAAAAAAUAGUUAGAAAUUACCAAACUAAUAUUACCUAACAUCCAAAAACAAGCAAUAACCUGGGCAUCACCGGGUACCCAAGCUAGAUGUAAACAAAAGUUUAGCUAAAUUGUUAUUACAAGAGCUUAAAAGCAACAAUUCUAUUAAAAGCACAUUGCUAAGAGUUCUCAAUACCUUUAAAACAUCAUUCAAAACAUUCAAAAUUAAAACACAGCAUCCCACUUUCAAGAACAGCUUGGGCAUGUGAUUAAAAUUGAAAGGCCAGCUUAAACAGAAAUGUCUUAACCUGCUGGAAAGUGAGCAGGAAGAGGGCUAACCAACUUCCUAUGGAAAAGAGUACUGCAGCCUGUAGCCAACCACUGUGAAGGCUGCUUUCUGGGUCCUUACCAAAAUGUGGUUAUGUUGAUAGUGGAACAGAGAAGAAGUACUCCUGGAAGAUCUGACUUGAAUUCUUCCCCAACCAGCUCCCUUAAUUCUGGACAUUGUUUAUGUUGGAUAUGAUUUGUAGGCAUUGAAGCUCAGGAACCUGGAAGGUUAGGGGAAGGCUGUGCAAAUUGAGUGGCCAGUAUAGGCCACCUUAAUCCAUGUCAAAAGUGGGAUUUGAAUUUGGAGCUCAUUUAGUGUGCUUAUGCCACCUUUUCAUUUUCUGUUAGAACUUUCUAAUAUGGGAAUAAUAAUUUAUUUGCAAAGAUUUUCUGUUGUGAGGAGAGCAGCAAGCAAAUCAAAGGUUCAGUGUUUAUGUAAAGCAGGCUGUUCUCAUGGUUUAUAGCCUUCUUCUUCAUAUGGUUUGUUAUUGCAAAUUUGUUUGGAUGUUCUAAGUAUGCUGCCUUGGAGGGCUUGUUCAGCAUAGAAAGGUGGUUUAUAAAUAUUUUAACAAAUCUUAUCAGGCAAGUGGCAGAAAAUCUGACUGACAUUUUCUUGCUCUUGUGUCAUCAAAGGCUUUUUUGCCAACAUUUUUUUCUAGUCUGUCAAACUAUUUUUGGCCAGCAAAACUGCCUUAGGAUUUUUGACUUUUUUCCCCUUGUCACAAUGGAGUGAGGAUUAGCUACUGAAAAUAGGAAUGUCCAAAUACCUUGGGCCUUGUUUUCUGGCUGGUCAUCUUUAGCAAAAGAUUCUCUUUUUCUGGAGAUUUGUGUGACUCUUUUAGAACUUUCUCUUCAAGCUUGAAAUGUAAAACAAAACAAAGCUUCUCAUGGUCAGUUUGGUUUGUAUUUCUUCUAAAAUAAGCAAAAGUUAGCAGAGAAUAAAUGGAUUACUUAAAGCGCUGGCUACUGGAAAUCUCAUUGCAAAGAAGCUGCUCCUUUUUCUUCUUUGGAGUAGUGGACUUCCAAAAUUUCUCCUUCCUUGUAUAGCUCUAAUGAGGCAAGACCUCAAGUGUAACCUUUCUGCACAUUGAUAUAAACUUGAAAAUGAUUGACUGUUAUAAGCAUAUGUGGUAUGUUUACUUUCUUUCAACACCAACAUCAAUUCUACACCUGUCAUUUUUUCAGUAUAUGAGACAGGUCUUCCUAAGAAGAUGUCUCUUGAGUGACUUCUGUCCUUUCCUCAAAGAUUCAGGAGCAACGUUUAUUAAAUUUCUCACUUUCUUUCUAAAAUUCAGCUUCUCUGUAUUCUGACUUGAAGCAUAGAAUAUGUUUGUGCAGUUGUUGAUUAUAUGUCUCCCUGCCUGCAUUCAAACAAGAAUCUGAUAUAAGUGAUGCUGGAUGACAGUG